Messenger RNA from Colossoma macropomum (tambaqui), 2360 nucleotides. RefSeq lists its product as uncharacterized. NCBI's taxonomy places the organism in Eukaryota, Metazoa, Chordata, Actinopteri, Characiformes, Serrasalmidae. The transcript is spliced from 5 exons. Bases 1 to 909 code for a protein of 302 amino acids. The record is from RefSeq and is a predicted model, not a curated record.
AUGUCCCGUAACACGCAUGCGCGGAAAGGGCGCGACCGUCAGCUCAGUUCGCCUGUGUCAGACCAUGAAUUCCUGCAGGACUGGUCACUACAUGCUGCCCUUAUUGCUGAUCACAUCAUGUCUGAUCACUACCUAUGGACUGUGUUCAGUAAUCCCACUGAUGUUCUGGCUGAGUGUGAUCAGACUUCAUGUGGAUCAAAGGAGGGAUAUCAGAUGAUUCAUGAUCAGCACCUGAAGGGGAAUCUCUCUCUCACCAUCACCGACGCUGAUUUCACUAAGAGAGCCCUGUACAUGUGUGACUGUGAUGAUAAAGGUCUCUGUAAGGUGCAGCUUCUGAUUCUGCCAUUGCGUACUUCAGCACAGAUAAAGCCCGGUGAACCUCUGAUCAUGCAUUUGGAGAUACCAGAAGAAGUGGAGGUGAUUUAUAACAGCACAGGGGCAGCUGGACCAUCCAGUGGUCAGAUCUGUACAGUGGAUGGACGGUCACUACAGUGUAAACCUGAAUACACACGGAGAGUAUCUGCUGUUCUUGAGCUGAGAGGAGUGACUCCACCUGACAGUGGAGUUUAUACUGUAAUGGACAAAAAGAAUGAAGAGGCCAUUCACAUCUACACAGUGACCGUGGGGUCAGCAGGUGGAAGUGAAUUAAAGGCUGACCAUCCAGAUGUGGACACAGAUAAAGGAGCUGCUGUUCCAGUGUGGGUUUUUGCACUGGUGGUCACUGCACUUGCAGCUGUGAUUGUGGUGUUAGUAGUGGUGACUGUGUGGCUGAGGAGAGAAAACCAGCAGCUCCAGAUGAAGAAUAGAAGCAAUCAUCUUGAAAUGAGUGGAAACAGGAACUACAAUCCAGAAGAAGUAAGACUGUCCCCCUCCAGUAAUGACCCCGAAACUGUGAGAGAUCAUCACUAAUCAGUAUCUCUCUUUUUUGCCUUUUUCUGGUUCAAUCCACUUUUCUCUCCUCCAUCCUCUUUUAAUGGAUUUUGAAAAGGUGCAAACAAAACAUGGAUGGAAAAGACCGAAAAUCCAUGAAGUGCCUCAUGACACGAAAAUAUCGCAGAACUUUUUAUUUGUGGAUGAAGUGGAAGAGUAGGUUUGUUGAUAAAAGAGAAACAUGAAAAACAGUCAAGGAAACAGAUCUUUUAGAAGAAGUGAUGAUGUAGUGGGAACAAAAGUCACGUGUGGCACUGCGUCCUCUAGGACUGCCCACUCCGCUCCGUCCAGCAUCUCUGAACUGUUGGAGCUUCAGCUGACAGAGGACUGUAAAACUGCUCUACUGAGACACUAUAAAGGCUCACAUGCUGAGAGAGACUCGUCUUGUAUGGUGCAAAUGUGUGACAUCAUCUUCAGGACUUUGUGCAAAGUCUGCACAUUUUCUUUUACUGAUUUUUUGGGUCUUAAAAUUUGUGGAACAAGUGGAAACGAAUGGAACGCUUGUGUGUGAGAGCGGCUGUUUGUGUGUAGCCAUAUGGACAGUCCAGCACUGCCUGCUCUUCAUCUACAGAGCUUUAAUGUAAGCGGCCCAAACUGAGCUUUACUUUAGUCUCUGUCUAACUCUAAACAUCUAAAACUAACUCUAAAGGCUGCUACUGAGUUCUAGUCCAGAACACCCAGUGUUUUUAUAUGUCUAUAGGACAUUAUUAGACAAGCUCUGAAACCAAAGGGACCUGCACACCUACUUGCCACCAAAGUGUCAGACAGUGAUGCCAUAAAAAUACCAAAAAGUCAUUUACUGCCAAGAUCAUUUACUGAUAUUCCACAAACUGGUGCUGAAGAGCUCCAUUCAGCAGAAGCAGCUCCAAUGUUUCUUUAUUGAGACUUUACUGAGAAUGUGAUAGCAGAGUUAUUUCACUGUCCUUUUCAGUGGACAAACCACAUGAGAUUGAAAUUACUGUGUGUUUUAAAAGCAGCUCUGUGAUCAGAAACUGACCAUUGAUGAAGGUCUAGAGAAUGAAACUGUACAUCUACAGAUGUUCUUCAGUCUCUAACUGUACACCAGCACGGUGAAGUGAAUGGGUUUCCGAUUUAUUUAUUUAUGUUCUUCAGACUGAUCUUUAGUCUGUGAGCAUGAGUGACUGAAGACCUUAGCUGAGGAGCUGAUAGAGUCACUAAAGGAAUGAAUGUUGUUUUUAAACCUUCAGUACUGCUGUAAAUACUGUCUUUAACUGGAUGAUCAACUAAGAGCACUUGAACUUACCUGGAAGUGUGUGCAACAUCACUUGAAGAGGAACCCAGAGAUUCCUUCCUGCUCAUAGCUUCACAAUCGUGUUCGAUGUACCACGGUGAUGGCAGUUGUUUUCAGGUUAUGCUGUUCUUAAUUCUAUUGAAGCCUCAUGUUAAUACAUCUGUGAUUGUCUGUGUGU